UGUGGAGGAUGCUCUCACCUCAGGUGUAGGCUACCGUCCGACUGACAGAGAAAAACAAUGAUGGCGACUGCUGCCGAGGAAAUCAGCCAGAGCUGUCCUAUAUCUGACAAUGACAUGACGUCUGUUUCUUUCAAAAUUGCCAGAAAGAAUCAGGACAGACCCUGGAAGUUGAGGUUUAUUUAUCUACAAUGCUAUUUUUUAUCCAUUGCAACUAUACUGGGGACAGGCAUCUUGGGUCUACCAGUGACAAUAGCACAAGCUGGAUUGCUGCCGUUCCUGGUAUCCUUCAUCAUUGGCUUCUUUAUACAGGCUCUGCUCAUAUAUCUGUUUGUGGACUUGCUGCAGCGAUGCAGGGUUAGCCAGAUGGAAUCAUUAAAGACUACGGAGACUGAACGUAUUCUAAUGGAGAAUGUCAGCACACAGGAUUCUCCUGUGGUUUACCCUGAAGAGGUGGAGGAAGUGGAUGACGGAGAGGAGGCAGACACUGGCCUCCUGCACAGAGACGCCACUGACCAGGAGUUGCAGGAGAAACUGGAGCCCAAUCUUCACGUGCUGGGCGUCCUUUUCCUCAGCAAAAACAUGAGCCGCGCCUUCAACUUCAUCCUCCUCUUUCAGUUCAUUUCCAUUGGGAUCAGCUAUGUCCUGGCAGGCAGUGAGGCCUAUGCUGCUCUCUUCCACAUCAGUCACAUCUACGUCAUCCCGGCCUUCACGUGGAUACUGUCUCUAGGGAUCCUACUGGCUCAGGUGGUCAUCCAGCCCAUCACCUCACUGCUGACACUGCUGAAAGGCAUCCUGCUCAUCAUCACUGUGGUGGUGACAUUUGUGGUGGGUUCAGAAGUUCACCAAGAGACCACGAAUGACUUCAGCCAAAUUGGGAAGCCGUUCCUGAUGGGGACUGUUGCGCUGGGUGGGAUUGUCAAUGUGAUGCCAUUCCUCUUCUCUGAGAUCUCCCAUAACAAGACACAGAUUUUGUGGUUCCGAAGAAUGCUACUGGGAGGCCUCACGACAUGUACUGUCCUAAAUAUAUUGUGGUGCUGGGCAGUGCUGGAGAUCGUUCCUCAGAUGUCAGUGCGCAGUGUGGAGGGAGGAGGAGAAUUCAACUCCAGCGGCGUCCUGAUGCAGACACGGGGUUUACCAGCAACACACACAUUUAUCUACUCCAACAUCUCUCUAGAGGAAUCAGAAAAGGCUGGAGAAAUUGCUACCAUUCCUCUAACUAAGAUCAUAACCCAGAAGUACCAGCGCUUCUCCUGGGUGGCUGACCUGAUCCAGACCUUCAUCGCCAUCAGCAUCACCGUGUCAUUCCUGGUGAUGGGCUCGGCCAUGAAGCACACAAUUGAGGGACUUGUAAGCUCACAGUGGAACCUCAAGACGGAGUGGCUGUCUAAAAUCAGCAAGUGGACAAUACCGCAGUCCCUGCACAAUACCAAAGGUUUAUCCAGUGGCUUCGCCUGCUUCCUCGCCUUCGGAGUCAUUUUCAUUGUGUCUGCUUGUGAUCCCAAGGGAUUCGUGGUGAUGCUCGACAAGGUGGUGUCCUUCUCUCUCAACACAGAAGUUGGCCUGUUUAUCUUUGUGAUGCUGCGGACGUCAAGAUCUGAACGCUUCAAACACCUGACCGUGCCCUUGCCCUCAUGCCAGAAGAUCUUCCUCCUGCACUGGCUCCUGCCUGUCUACUUCCUGUUCGCCGUGGGUUACGACAUCCUGCAGAGCGUGCUGGAGGUCACCCGGAGCCUCUCCCAGCCUCACCCCCUCCUGCCCCCCCACCCCACCAACUCCUCCCUGCUCUGAGGGACACCAUGAUGACCCUCUGCUCUAGACAGGGCCAGUCUCAGUCUCCCAAAGGCCCAGUGAGCAGCUGGGUGAGUGGGAGACAAGAGGCCCGAGCACACACCACCACUGUCCUGUAAGACUCCUCAGGGAUGAACUGAAGGCCCACAGAGUCGACCUCAGAGCCCAGAGGCCAAAUUGAAAGCACAGUGAAAUUGUUUUUGUUUUUUAUGAGAAGAAGUGUAGUGUUCCCUGUGUGGAUGUAACAUCUGAGGUGGUGAUCUACAGGUGUGUGUGUGGGGGGGGGGGGGGGGGGGAUUAAGUGUGUGGACAUGUAAGCCUAAAGUUGGGCGGGGGGGGGGGGGGUUAAAUGAGCGGUGGAGUGCUGUGUCGUUGCUGAUGUGGGUUCUUCGGGGGGUUCUUUCGAAGCAUGCUCAUCCUGGUGCACUCACUGCAUGUACGCCGGUGCCACCAGAUGCGUCCCAUAUGGCCUCUGCUCUGCUCUGCUCUGUCUGCUCUGCUCUGCUCUGCUCUGCUCUGCUGCGUCUAACCCUCUCAGCCUGCUUCACAUGAGUUGCCCUUGCAGAACUUAUUUGCUUUCCAAGCCAGACUUAAUUACUUGCUUUUGAGGCCUUUUAGAGCUGUCUACUGUAUUUUGCAGAAAAACAGAGUGAGCAAGAGAGAGAGAGAGAGAUAUGAGUACACUAAGAUGUACAGUAUAUUUCUCCUCUGAGUCCUAAAGUGUACACUCCAGAGGCAAUGAUGUAGGAUAACUAGUUUUCUCCGUUGGCAACCAUACUAACUGCAUGAAAAUAAAUGUGUCUAUGAAGCUCAAACUUUGAAACCUCCAAAUCUCUGCUGCACACUGCCUAUGACUAAGAGAAUAAUAAUGGAAUGGCUUUUUAAGUCCCAAGAAUCUGCAGUAGGUAUGGUCAUUUGAAACAUUUUGCCUUUGCGCUUUUUGAUAAUCAUUACUUUUCUACAUUUUCACAUUUAUACUUUUUUUUUGUACAUCAGAACAUUGUGAUCUUUGUACAUGAAAGUAUAUAAUCCUCAGUCAUUCCACCAUACAUAAAAUAGGUAAAAGAGGUAUCCUCAUGUAAGCAUUUCAUAUUAAACAUAUUUUAUUCAAAUGCAUGAUUUGUGGAACUAUUUAUCCACAUAUAUACUGCACAAAACUUUAUGGACACAUUUGUAUAUCCUUAUUAUUAAUAUUACCAUCCUUUCAAGAUUCAAGUUUUCAGCAACGUACUUGAGUGAUCUAUGGAAAAGAGUGGAAUAUUAAUCCCAGUGAGGAAACUCACAAUGAUUAAAACAGCCAGUUUGUAUGCUUAGAUGACUUGCUAUACACCAUAAAACUCUGUACAAUGCAUUCUGGUCCGUGGAGAGGCUGUAGGAGCUCAGGGGACACAGUCUGGGCCCCAGACAACCCUGAGCACAGGCCACUAGACACCACGCUGCAUGCUGCACCAAAUGAUACCCACUCAGGAUGCUAAUGUAUACAUUUGUUUAUUUUUUUAGCACUGCAACACUGUAUAGACAAGAAUGUUUAUUUUUGACCCCUUUCAGACACAAAAGGUAAAAUUACUUAAACUAGAUGUACCGCAUAGCGGUACAAAAUAUGACCGACGCUCAGUCCCGUACAUCCGUUCCGCGAAA
Messenger RNA from Alosa sapidissima (American shad), 3426 nucleotides. RefSeq lists its product as uncharacterized. The record is from RefSeq and is a predicted model, not a curated record. Lineage: Eukaryota; Metazoa; Chordata; Actinopteri; Clupeiformes; Clupeidae. The transcript has 18 exons. The coding region runs from base 58 to 1788 and encodes 576 amino acids.